CACCAGGCAGUGGGCGUGGUCAGAGCGAGGGGGUGCGCUUGAUUUAUUGUACAUUGAGCCAGUUCAUUGAUAAUAUUCCCGUUGAACUCCGGCCCCCCGUUAGUCCCUAAACUAUUAAUCAAGAAAAACUCUGGGACUUUUGCGGUGACCUCGCUUAAUUACCCUUUAACAAUGUGUAUACAUACACAUACUUUGGUUUAUUAUGAGAUGUGUAUGCUUUAUUUGAUGCAAUUGAUAUCAUUUUGGAGAUAAAUGUUGCAUGUUUUCUACACUAUAUUUAUUUGAAAUAUAUAUUAUUUAUAAAAAUAAUGAGCAUUCAAAAAAGUACAGACAAUGCCAGGAUCAGUAUUACACUAUGGUACAACAUCUUUUGAUAAAGAAUGUCACACUAAAGAAUGUCACACUCAUUUAUUUACUGCAGUAGUGACUUUUUAGAAUAAAACAGGGCCGAGAUCAGUUGUUUUAUAUUGCUCUUUGAAUUUUGUGGUCUGACAGUUUGUGUCAUCUGACAUUCUGUAAUCCAAUCAGGGAGGGAGAGAGGGAGAGAGAGUGUAAUCCAUGAUAAUCCCACAUUCAGAGAGCGAGACUAGUAUAGGGUCUAACAGAGACAGAAAGAGUUGAAGGACAGCAAUAAUCUCCGAAGGCACCACAAUCUUUGGCUUUAUGGGCGAGGGGCUGCCUGCCUGUGGCAUGAACAGUGUUUGUCAGGGAAACAUCUCCAUGGAGACGGACUCCCAAGGGUAGGGGAGGGCUUUCAGGGAAAGGAGACCCUCACCUUGAUGGAGUAGCAAGUGAAGAGAGAGGAUGAAGAAGAAGAGACCAUAGUAGUAGUCUUAGAGGUAAAAUGGAAGAUCACCUGUGGGGGAAAAAGUGAAGCGGAUUUAAACAGAAGGGAAGAAGAAGAAGAAGAAGAAGAAGAAGAAGAAGAAGAAGAAGAAGAAGAAGAAGAAGAAGAAGCAGAAGUAUAAGAAGAAGAAAAAAGAGGUGGAUGAAAGUUAUUUCCUCAGGAUGGGCUAUGAUCUGGAGCGGUUUGUGGGCUAUGUGAAUGAAGGUCUUCUGUGCUGUGUGUGUCGAGACGUGUUGGAGCGCCCCCUCCAGGCGCCCUGCGAACAUGCCUACUGCAGCUCCUGCAUCAGCAGCUGGCUGGUGCAUCACCGCUCGUGUCCGGAAGACAGACUUCCACUGGACGUGAGCAGUCUGAAACCCCUGUACAGGUACAUGCGUAACGACCUGAACCGCCUGCAGAUACGUUGCGUAAACGUAGGGCAGGGUUGUGAGGUGGUCUGCUCCCUGGAGAGCCUGCACACACACGAGGAUGAGUGUUGUUCUUUGCAGGUAGAGAGGCGGGGUUUAGAGGCUCACCUCUCCGAAUGUAACUUCCGCAGCAGGGAGUGUCCAAACGGCUGUGGCCACACCCUCUUCUCCAUUGACCAAUCACAGCAUAACUGCGUAGCAGAGCUGCGCACAGAAGUGGAGAUGCUCAGGGCAGAGAUGCUUUGCAAGGUGGAGGAGGUCAGACGAGAGAUGGAGUCUCGGUUGGACUCUCAGAGGAGACACAUGGUGCAGAAAGAGUCGCAGCUGAAGAAUGACGUGGAGGAGCUUAAGGCCCAGCUGUCCUGCGUGAUGUGUGACAUGCGAGCCUUGCUGGGAGCGGAGCGCCUGAGAAGACAGGAGCUGGCAGAGGCGGAGCUGGAGAAGAGGGAACUGUUGGAGCUCCUCAGAGACAUGCAGCCAACCAGGGGUCAGCAUCCUGCUGAAGAGGCAUCCAAGGAGCAGCAUCAGGGAGCCCAACAAACAGCUGGAAGGGAGCUGCACACAGAGCCAACCAGACACAAGCAGCGGGAGGUGUCUUUGCAGGCCUCCAGUCUGUCACUGCAUUCAGCUCAGGCCACUAAUGUAUCUGGUCCACCUCCAUCACCUCAGCUGGGAGAGGGGACACGCAAGGGUGGGACCAGGAGCCUGACUCUGGACUGCAUCAAGAGGAAGAGCCGGGAGGUGACGGUCAUCUGAGUAGACUAGAGAUUAGGCCCAUUAGAAACGGUUGAAUCUGUAUUUUUUGGUAAUAUUUGGAAAACAGUUUAAAAAUGAAAAUAGUGUGUACAGUUGUUGAGAGUUUUGUGAAAUAAAACUAUUUUAAAGUUCCAAAUA
Messenger RNA from Gasterosteus aculeatus aculeatus (three-spined stickleback), 2148 nucleotides. Lineage: Eukaryota; Metazoa; Chordata; Actinopteri; Perciformes; Gasterosteidae. The record is from RefSeq and is a predicted model, not a curated record.